This is a messenger RNA of Cylas formicarius (sweet potato weevil), 1785 nucleotides long. RefSeq names its product glucose dehydrogenase [FAD, quinone]-like. Gene Ontology annotation, molecular function: oxidoreductase activity, acting on CH-OH group of donors; flavin adenine dinucleotide binding. The transcript has 5 exons. The record is from RefSeq and is a predicted model, not a curated record. Bases 1 to 1785 code for a protein of 594 amino acids. Lineage: Eukaryota; Metazoa; Arthropoda; Insecta; Coleoptera; Brentidae.
AUGCUGGCUCUAUAUUGGUUGUUUUUAUUCUCCAACAACGUUCAAGCUGGGUUAUUUUUUAACAGGAUAGGCCAAGAUAUCGAUAUAGACAGUGAAUACGAUUUCAUAGUCAUCGGGUCGGGAUCUUCAGGUUCUGUGAUAGCAAGUAGACUAUCGGAAGUACCGGACUGGAAUAUUCUACUUCUAGAAGCUGGCGAGCGAGUCCACUUUAUGAAUCAAGUGCCUAUAAUGGCACCUUUAUAUCAGGUGACCCACUACAACUGGAACUACACCAUGGAGAAACAAGAGGACUUCUGUUUAGCUAUGGAAGAACAAAAGUGCGCUUGGCCUAGAGGAAAGGCAUUGGGUGGGACAACAGUACUGAACUACAUGAUUUACACCAGGGGACAUCCCAAUGACUACGACAAAUGGGAAAAAGAAAAUCCCGGCUGGGGCUACCAAGAAGUUCUGCCUUACUUUCUCAAAUCGGAAAACUGCAACCUUGGCAAGGGGUGUUAUACAAAUUUCCACAGCCGGGGCGGCUAUCUCAACGUAGAAGACUCGUAUAGCAGCGAACUUACAGACGCCUUCAUAGCAGCAGGUCGGGAGCUAGGCUAUAAGCAAGUGGACUACAAUACCGACUCAGUCGUCGGUUUUUCCAGAAUGCAGGCCAAUAUCAAAUUCGGUCGACGACACAGCGCUUCUGCGGCAUUUUUAGGACCAGCGUCCCAAAGGCCUAAUCUGAAGAUAGUAACCGGAGCGACGGUUACCACAAUUAAUAUAAACCCUCUAACCAGAGAAGCCUAUGGUGUGGAAUUCUCCAGAGGGAAAGGUCAAUACUUUGUAAACGCUUCUAAAGAAAUUAUCGUAUCGGCUGGAGUGUUAAACUCGCCGCAGCUUCUAAUGCUGUCUGGAAUAGGACCCCUACAUCAUCUUUUAGAAUUGGGAAUUGAGCCUGUCCAAGAUCUUCCAGUAGGCAAGCAACUGUACGACCAUUUAGGGUUCAUGGGGCUCGUAUUCACUAUCAAUCGACAUAUAGAGCCCAGGCAAAAAAUGUUCGAACCAACUACCAUCUUCGAGUGGAUGUUCAGAGGCACCGGCUUUCUGGCUAGUUUGGGAGGCAUCGAAGCCAUAGCGUACAUCAGUACCAAAAACACCAGCUAUCCGGACAUCGAGCUACUUUUGGCAGGGAUUGGGACGCUUCAAUUUGACAGAGGAACGGUUUCCAGGCGCGGUCUAAGAAUAACUGAAGCGUUUUACGAGAAUUACUUCGAACACUUAGAAAAAAUACCGUGCGUGUCAAUUUUGCCAGUGUUGUUGCAUCCUAGAUCUAAUGGGGAGCUGAAAUUGGCCUCCAGCGAUGCCUAUGAACCUCCCAAAAGUUUCGGUAACUAUUUAACCGACCAAGAGGGACAUGACCUGGAGGUAUUAUUAAAAGGCAUCAGAUUAACUCAAAAACUCAUGGAGAGCGAGGCAUUUCAACAAUAUGGGGCCAAAAUAUACGACAAACCCGUGCCCGGGUGCGAAAACUUUAUUUUCGACACUGAUCAAUAUUGGGAAUGCGCCGUUCGACACCUAGGCGUGACUCUGCACCAUCAAAUCGGCACCUGCCGAAUGGGAAAUGGCUCGAACUCUGUAGUAGACCAGAGGUUACGAGUACGCGGCCUAAAAGGGUUAAGGGUGGCAGAUACAAGCGUUAUUCCGGUUACUAUAUCGGCACACACCAGUGCUCCGGCCAUGAUGGUAGGCGAAAAGGCUUCAGAUAUGAUCAAAGAAGAUUGGGGAGCAUAUAUUUUGGAUUAUUAG